AUGAUAGCGCAUGGGGUGGCGACGACGCUUUCGAAUGACGAUCCGGCGAUCGAGGGGCAGAAUGAUGCGCGGUUGAGUUAUGAUUAUUUUGAGGCUGUUCAGGCGUUUGAUAAUGUUGGUUUCGCGGGGUUGGGCCGUAGGGCGCAGAACUCGGCGAGGUAUUCGAAUUUCCUCGAUCAAGACGAUAAUGAGUAG
Messenger RNA from Mollisia scopiformis, 195 nucleotides. RefSeq lists its product as uncharacterized. The record is from RefSeq and is a predicted model, not a curated record. The coding region runs from base 1 to 195 and encodes 64 amino acids. The transcript is spliced from 2 exons. NCBI's taxonomy places the organism in Eukaryota, Fungi, Ascomycota, Leotiomycetes, Helotiales, Mollisiaceae.